Phalaenopsis equestris is the source of this 1651-nucleotide messenger RNA. RefSeq names its product RING finger and transmembrane domain-containing protein 2-like. The coding region runs from base 290 to 1651 and encodes 453 amino acids. The transcript is spliced from 7 exons. Gene Ontology annotation, biological process: positive regulation of ERAD pathway. NCBI's taxonomy places the organism in Eukaryota, Viridiplantae, Streptophyta, Magnoliopsida, Asparagales, Orchidaceae. Gene Ontology annotation, molecular function: ubiquitin protein ligase activity. The record is from RefSeq and is a predicted model, not a curated record.
AACUACUCGCUUUCCUCCUCUCUUCAUGGUCAGGAAAGGGUCCGCCAGCCAGCCACUCUUCUGACAAGAGGUACUGUUCUGCUCGUCGACCCUAUAAAAUCCUGGUGUUUGAUUCUUCUAGGGUUUUCAGAGAAACUUUGCCAGCAUUUUUCUGCAUCAUUCGACUGCUCUCGGGGCAAUUGCGGUCCUCGCCGCUGUUACAUCUAAUUUUGUACUUUUCUGGAAAUUUGGGCCUCAUUGGUUCCUCCAGCAUCUUAAGAAUUCUGACCGAGGAUAGGGAUUUCGAUCCAUGGAAACAUCCGGAAGAGAAUCAGAUCCUUAUCGAACAUCGGGCGCUUCCGGUGCUGUUGCGAAUGGCGGCCUGUCGAGGAGUUACGCGAUGCAGCUGUCGACUUCGAGCUUCAUCCAAGCGCUUACUGCUUUUCUGGAGUACUCUGGAGUCCUGCGGUCGCAAUCGAGCAAUCAUCGGCUGAGCGAGAGCUUUCUGUCAGGUGAAGCCAACGGGGGUCCGGUUGAACAUGCUUCCGGCCGGCGGGAGUUGUCUUCGAGCUCGAGUGCAGGCGGUGAUGGUGAGGUACUGAUAAGGAUUAUCGUUCCGGGUGAUCAUGAUGGCGUUAGGUCCGGUGGUCAGGGACCGGCUCUGCCGUCUGCUAGAGUAAGGGCCACUGGUGAGAAUAGCGCGCCUGUCGAGGAGAUUCCGACGGCGUCCGAUGAUAGUGGGCUUGGAGAUGAUGGCGGGAGCGAGUAUGGGGCCAGGGAGGUUGAUGGAUCACCGGCCUCUCAGCUGCCAUCGGUGUCACCCGCUAAUACGCAGAGAUCAGAUGGUGAAGGGACCCUUGGGGGUGCUAACAGUAGCGAAUCAUCGUACCAGAGAUUUGAUAUCCAGCAGCUUGCGAAAUGGGUUGAACAAAUACUGCCAUUCUCAUUACUUUUGUUGGUCGUGUUCAUUAGACAACAUUUGCAAGGGUUUUUUGUCACUAUCUGGAUAGCAGCAGUGAUGUUCAAAUCUAACGACAUAUUACGGAAGCAAACUGCUUUAAAGGGGGAAAGGAAAAUGCUAGUGCUUGUCGUAAUAACAGUGGUUUUCAUGCUUCAUGUCUUUGGCGUAUACUGGUGGUAUAGGAAUGAUGAUAUUUUGAAUCCACUGGUGCUACUCCCCCCUAAGGAAAUUCCACCAUUCUGGCAUGCUAUAUUCAUAAUUUUGGUGAAUGACACAAUGGUUAGACAGGCAGCUAUGGUGUUAAAAUGUGUGGUGUUAAUGUGCUACAGGAACAAUAGAGGGCGAAGCUAUCGUAAGCAGGGUCAAAUGUUAACUCUUCUGGAAUAUUUUCUCUUCUUGUACCGUGCAUUAUUGCCAGCACCUGUUUGGUAUAGAUUUUUCCUUAACAAGGAAUAUGGGAGCUUCUUUUCAUCUCUUAUUACCGGGCUAUACUUGACCAUCAAGUUGACAACUAUUGUUGAUAAGAUUCAUUCAUUCCUUGCAGCAGUGAAGUCUUUGUCUUGUAAAGAUGUGCAUUAUGGGUCACAUGCAACAGCAGAACAGGUAAUUAUAGCCGGCGAUCUUUGUGCUAUUUGCCAAGAGAAGAUGCAGACACCAAUUCUCCUUCGUUGUAAGCACAUCUUCUGUGAAGAUUGUGUAUCUGAAUGGUGA